Messenger RNA from Cuscuta europaea, 727 nucleotides. The record is from the annotation of a GenBank genome assembly. Lineage: Eukaryota; Viridiplantae; Streptophyta; Magnoliopsida; Solanales; Convolvulaceae.
CGCGGAGUGUUGUAAGAAACUGUGUGAAGAAGAUGUAGUGUGCACCAAAUGCGGUAGAAGUAGAGAUGAGGGUGUUUGGCGAUACACUUUGAAAAUGAAAGUCAGGCAUGGGACAACUUUUGCAGAUGUAAUGUUCUGGGAUGAGGAGGCCCGACUACUACUUGGAAAGGCGGCGGGAGAUUUUCACGAACACCUUGAAGUGGCAACACUUAGACCUAUCAGCUGCCCUGAAGUCAUAUCUGAAUUGAUCGGACGAGAAUAUCUAUUCCAAAUCAAGUCUGCAAACACAAACUCUAACUAUGUUGAACAGGUUUGUCAUAGGCAUGGUAUCGAGCGAUAAAGAAAAAAUAAAACAAUUCAAGUUGGCAGCAGGAAGUGAGGGAACGAGUUCUGAGGUAAUAUACCUCAAACGUUUUAAUACUUCUUUGUUUCAUUAAAUAUUUAUUCAUUUUAAAACUUAAAAUUUAUCCACAGGCGUACAAUUCAGAUGAAGACUUGGAAUUGCUUUUUGAAUUUGUGCCGACAAUGGACUCAAAUGUGGUUAUUUCAGACAUGUCAAGAAUUGGAAGAAGCAAUCAUUUGUGGCCGUGAAGAUUGAAAAGUCAUGAUAUCGAAUUAUUAUUUUCUAUUUGAUUCAGUACCGCCUUUUAUACUUUUAUUCAUGUAUUGUUUCAAACAAGUUUGAUCUCAGACUUCUCAAUGCCAUUGAUUUUUAAUUAAUAUUUUG